UGUCUCUUUAAGACGAAAAAGAGCCCAUGACGUACACGUUUGCCUCAGCUGUCAGCACUGUGGGUUUCUCUCCGCACCGAGAUGCUGUCAAACGUCCCAUCUACCGCCAAGGUGCUCGUCGAAGGACAAGUGAUGAGAAUGAUUCGAUGAUGAUCCACAACGAUGGCUUCUCAAAAUAUGAGGCAACAGUGCAACAGAGGGGCAGGAGGAGGCCUCCAGCAGAGAUGCUCCAUCUGCUCGCCGCCGUCAUUGUUUGGCUAGUGACCGGCACCACCAUCUCCAGCCUCAACAAAUGGAUCUUCGCAGUGUACAACUUCAGGUACCCUCUGCUGCUGUCGGCUCUGCACAUGCUGACGGCCAUAGUGGUGGACUACUGCUUGAUCAAGUUGCGGGUGAUCCGCCACAGAGGCGUGGAGGAGCAGGACCUGACCACCGGCGCCAAAUGGAAAGUCUUCCUGCUGAGUCUUACGUUUUGCGCCAGCAUCGCCUUUGGAAACAUGGGUCUGAACUAUGUCCAGCUAUCCUUUGCACAAAUGAUCUACACCACCACACCGCUCUUCACCCUGGCCAUCUCCACGCUGAUUCUGGGCAAGCAGCAUCACAUCCUCAAGUAUACAGCCAUGAUGCCCAUCUGCCUGGGGGCAUCCUUCAGUAUCAUGGGGGAGGUCCAGUACGACCAGACCGGAUGCUUGUUUGUCAUUGCAGCCACCAUGUUUAGGGGUGUCAAGUCCAUCCAACAGAGCAUUCUCCUCCAGGAGGAGAAGAUCAACUCUGUCUUCCUGCUCUACCUGAUGUCCAUCCCCAGCUUCUGCAUCCUGGCCGUGGCUGCCCUGGCUCUGGAGAACUGGGCCCUGUUGGAGUCACCGUUCCACUACGACCAGCGCCUGUGGCUCUUCAUCCUGCUCAGCUGCCUGGGCUCGGUGAUGUACAACCUGGCCAGCUGCUGCGUCAUCACGCUCACUUCGGCCGUCACCCUGCACAUCCUGGGAAACCUGAGCGUGGUGGGCAACCUGCUGCUGUCUCAGCUGCUGUUUGGCACAGAGCUCUCCGCCCUUAGCUGCGCCGGCGCCUUACUCACGCUGUCCGGCAUGCUCAUCUAUCAGAACUCGGAGCUCAUCGUCAGCUACAUGGACAUGCGUAGAGGCAAAAUGAAACGCCCGCUGGAGUCUGACGAAACAGAAACACCCGACAAGAUGUGUCCUCGACAAAGAAUAGACGAGAAAGAGAAGGACAAGACAGAUUGAGCUCCAGGAAGUGGUAAUAAUAUUGACAUUAACUAGUCAAGGGCAGCUGACCUUAUAAGGUGAUGUUGUGCCAGAGUAGUCAUCCCCCUCCUCACUGUGCCAGUUCUACUAUCCCAUAGAGUCCAGAAGAAACAGUGGCCUUAAAAAAAUGAUGACUCCCUCUUCUCCUUCAUUUACAUAUCACUCUGACACCAUGGAGGUGACAUGCAUACACAAGCAUGCUAAAACUGGUUGCAUACCUGGCAUUCACACAUCACCUCAGCACCACUGUGAAUCCAACUCAUUUGCAGAGGACAUUAUUUUGUCAAUGUUGUGCUGAAAUGGUGUCAAAUUUGAAGUGAACAAAAACUGUUACAUCACUCCCUGUUUUUGUCUUAAUCAGGGAAUUAGGAUUUUGGCAGCUUUUUCUGUUAAAGUUGUAAAAAAAACAAAAGAAAAGAAAACAUUUUUUUCCAAAUAAGAUAACCUGUAUUCUCCUCUAUAAAGCACACAGAGCGCCUUUGGCUCGAGACCUACAUUCGGAGCUCCAAAUUGAGGCAAUGAGUCUCUAUAGAAUUCCAACAAUUACUUCUGUCACUCCAGCGUGCCUCCAUAAUUAGCGUUCCAUGUGGUGAGCCUUUGAAGGUGAAAUCUUGAGUCCCAACCAGUGUCACUUAAUGUUUUUGUUUGUUUCUUUCGGCUUUUUCCUGAUUAUAAGACAUUAUUAUUAUUAUUAUUUACUAGCACAUCUUCCAAACUGGACUUCUGCUGGACAAUGCCUAUUUAAAGAUUUGUAUGUUUUAUUUAUACAUUUUAUGACGGAUGUGUAAAUAUUGCCCUUUUAAUUAUUUAAACAAAAAAGUAUUUAUUUUAAAAUGCCAUAGCAAUCACUGGCUUUGUAAUGUUGUAUUGCAUACAUAGUAGAGUACCAGUCAAAAGUUUGGACAGUUUUCUCAUGCUAUUGAAUGAGCAUGUGUAUACAAACUUUUGACGGGUGCUGGUACUGCACUCCUUUGUUGCCAGAUGCAACAUGAAGACGUACGGAAGCUGCUACUGCUUUCGGGAAUGCUGACACAAGAAAGAUCCCGGAUGUUUUGAAUGUGUAUGAUACGGUAUGCCAAAUGUUUACUUGUGUUUUAGCGCUUUCAUUGCACUGUGUUGUCAAACUGGUUCCACACCAGAGAGACGGCAAAGCCAUCCAUUUUGAUGUUACAUUUUUGUGUUUACCUCAUUUUCAGCUGUUGUAAUGUACUUACUACUAAUCCAUACAGUAACACUGUCCAAACAGUUAAAAUUCAUCAAUUUCCCAGUCCAUUUCAAUAAAAUCAUGGCUGGAUUUUUAAGUUUGAUGGUUUUUAUGUGUGAUUAAGCACAGGACUGAGAUCAAGCAGCUUUUUCAACACCCACAUGAAAUGAGGAAAUAUUGCAAACAAAUACAAUGACCAGGAUGAAACUUGCUUGUCCUCUCAUUGUGAUGGGUUGCAAAAGCUGCUUGGAUGUUUUAUUUCAUGACUGUUUUACUGCUGUGCCGAUUCAUGAAUGCAUCAUGCCUUAUCCCAACAUAGGAUGCCUCCUAAAAUGUUAUUUUCCCUUUUUGUUGUGAAGGGGCAAACUAAAUCUCCUGUUUUAUGUACAUACUGUACAUUGAAUGAUAUAACUUUCUUGUCACAAGUACCUCUGCCAUUUUAUUUACUCUUAGGUAUCUCAUUCAAUGUAAUCUUUUCUUUUACAUCACUUGAGCCAUGACUGUUCACUACUAAUUAGAGGCAUUAAUGGGUAUUUUUUUUAGU
Doryrhamphus excisus (bluestripe pipefish) is the source of this 3013-nucleotide messenger RNA. It is a transcript of the gene slc35e4, whose product is annotated as solute carrier family 35 member E4. Lineage: Eukaryota; Metazoa; Chordata; Actinopteri; Syngnathiformes; Syngnathidae. The record is from RefSeq and is a predicted model, not a curated record.